Bipolaris sorokiniana ND90Pr is the source of this 645-nucleotide messenger RNA. RefSeq lists its product as uncharacterized. The coding region runs from base 217 to 594 and encodes 125 amino acids. The transcript has a single exon. The record is from RefSeq and is a predicted model, not a curated record. NCBI's taxonomy places the organism in Eukaryota, Fungi, Ascomycota, Dothideomycetes, Pleosporales, Pleosporaceae.
UUUGAAAGAUAGGUACGCACAUGAUAGGGUUUGGUUUCAAGGGCAUGUUGCUAUUAUCGCUCAGGUUGUUGUCAUGUAUUGGAGUUUUGUAAAGCCAGACUACACUCUAGUAAUACGUGAAGCAUUACACACACACACACACACACCUUUAUCCAAGCACCCAACGUCUUGUUUGUUACAAACCCUCAUAUUUCCUAUCCAACCUGUUCAAUUGAAAUGCGUAUCCCCCCACCCUACUAUAUCCAUCCAGUGACUUUGUUGACGUUGCACACGAUUUACAAGCAUGUCAAUACCACUCAUCUUCCUCCCGUUUCAAUACCACCAUACACUCAUGAUAAUUCACCACAAAAACCCUUAAGUGAAAAUAAUAAUAACUAUGAUAUUGAAGCCCCCUUGCUUUAUAGAUGCCUAUACUACACCAUCCAUGUCCCAUGUCCAUCUACAAAGUUUGAAAUAAAGAAGAAGAAGAAGAAGACGAAGAAGAAGAAGAAGAAGAAGAAGAAGAAGAAGAAGAAGAAGAAGAAGAAGAAGAAGAAGAAGAAGAAGAAGAAGAAGAAGAGAAAAAGGAUUCUUUGCAAUAGAGCAAAGAACUAGUCUAAACGGAGAAAAUUUUAAAUGUACAAGAUUGAGCCGCCGUCUACCUUC